Penicillium cinerascens is the source of this 1950-nucleotide messenger RNA. Its product is annotated as putative NAD+ kinase Utr1. The transcript has a single exon. The record is from RefSeq and is a predicted model, not a curated record. Gene Ontology annotation, molecular function: NAD+ kinase activity. Gene Ontology annotation, biological process: NAD+ metabolic process; NADP+ biosynthetic process. Lineage: Eukaryota; Fungi; Ascomycota; Eurotiomycetes; Eurotiales; Aspergillaceae. The coding region runs from base 1 to 1950 and encodes 649 amino acids.
AUGGCGUCGCCCGAUAGUGAUUCUGUCCGAUCUGACAUAACUUCGACGCUGCCUGCCGCAUCGGUGCGCUCUCCGUCUCACCCAUCUCCGGCACCAACUACCAGUGCUCCAUCUUCCCCAUCCGCAUCUGCCAUCAGCGCGGCCCUGCUCCAUGACUAUGCUUCUCAUAUAGAGCCCUCGCAGACGCCUUCCGGGGUUCAUUCAUACAACCCCGCCCCGCGAGCUACCGGCAGCGCCGUGCUUUCAACGCAAAAGGACGAUUCGACCCAGGAGGAGGCUAGUGGCUGGUCACUGCCCUCUUCUUCCUUGCGCCGGUUUCGCCAAAAGACGAUCUCCGGACGUCCCCAAAAAGCGCUGUCGACAGACUGUAUUCCACGACAGACCAUUAUGAAAGCCUUGGCUUCGCGGCCAAACUUUCCCAGCCAUAACAGCAGCACCGCAUUUACGAACCCUUGGUCCGGGCAGAUGGCUAAUAACAAGAAUGAGACCUCGUUUCCGCCAGACGAGAAGGACCAGGAAAAGGACCAGGAACGUCGGUGUAGCACCGAUUCCUCUCAAAGGCUAUCUGCAGCGCUUUCAAACUUACAACUGGGCUCAUAUCUCGAACGAUCCCCGGCAACGGCGCGACUGAUGCUACAGUCGCCAUGCUACUUCCAUCAGCGCUUCGACGACGCCGUCAAUAUAACGAAAGUUUUGGAGGAGAUUGCAGACGAUGAGUGGUUAUCACAUUCCCGGCUGGUCCAAACUGCAACAGGGGUUCGGGAAGUAUCGAAGCAGUUGCAAAGACGGCCGAUCAAGCGCGCUGUGCGCAAUGUCAUGAUCGUCACCAAGGCACGCGAUAAUAGCCUCGUACAUUUGACCCGCGAAGUGGCAGAGUGGCUGCUAUCAACACCGCGAUACGGAAGUGACUUGGGAGUCAACGUCUAUGUCGAUGCGAAACUCCAGAAUUCCAAACGAUUCGACACAGACGGUCUCCUUCAGAAGGAACCGCGAUUCGCGCAGAUGCUCAACUUUUGGACACCCGAUCUCUGCUGGACAUCACCAGAGAAGUUCGAUCUGGUCAUCACCCUCGGCGGUGAUGGGACUGUCCUUUUCACAUCAUGGCUCUUCCAGCGUGUAGUGCCUCCAGUGCUUUGUUUCUCGCUAGGAAGCCUCGGCUUCCUUACAAAUUUCGAUUUCGCCCACCACAAAUCACAUCUUAACGCCGUUAUGGGAGAUGUUGGCAUGCGCGUCAACUUGCGGAUGCGUUUCACAUGUACAGUUUUCCGAAAGGACCGAAGCAAGGGCGCCGAGGCCGGUGCAGUCGAAGAAGGAGAGCAGUUCGAAGUCUUGAAUGAGGUCGUCAUCGACCGCGGCCCCUCUCCCUACGUGUCCAACUUGGAACUCUAUGCCGAUGAUGAGCUACUCACCGUCGUCCAAGCCGAUGGAUGCAUCUUCUCGACUCCUACCGGCUCCACUGCCUACUCUUUGUCCGCUGGCGGCUCUCUCAUGCAUCCCUCAAUACCAGGCAUUCUCCUCACUCCGAUCUGUCCUCACACCCUCUCAUUCCGCCCAAUGGUCCUUUCAGACUCUCAUCUUCUCCGAGUUGCCGUGCCCAAUACCUCACGGUCGACUGCCUACUGCUCCUUUGACGGCAAGGGUCGUAUUGAACUCCGUCAAGGUGACUACGUCACUGUCGAGGCUAGCCAGUAUCCAUUCCCAACUGUGGUCGCCGAUAGCGGUGAAUGGUUCACCAGUGUUCAACGCGCCCUGCGCUGGAACACCCGUGGUGCCAUCCAGAAAAGUUGGAAUGGCGGUGCGAAGGGCAAUCCUGAGCUCGAAGAUGAGCAGUGGGACAUCGACACCGAUGCAGGACUAAACGGCACGGACAGUGGCCUUGGCCCUAGCGAAGACGGUGACUCCCUAUCGCCCAACCCCAUGCGGCGACAAAUGAGCCUGCUGAACAUGUGA